AAAAAAGGGUAGUUGGGGAGUACCAGAACAGGGAAGUGAGAGUGGCUUGAGUGAGAAAAUGAUACAGAGAGAAAUUUUUAAAUAUAAAGAAAUAAAAGAGCAAACGAAAGGAUUUUCAUCUUAAAGCGAAUGAGAUAAAACUAAGCCGUUUGAUAAAACGCAUUUAUUAAAAUAACCAUGUGGUUGUUAUCAUCAUUUCAUUAUUUUUGUUAUGGAUUUAUACCUCAAACAUCUGUUAGGUUUCAAACAAUAUAUAAAGAGAAAAAAACAGUUUGUUGGCGGCGUCUCUUUCUUUUUCUCCAUCUCCUACUCUCCCUUAAGGGAUUUCUUUUGAAUUUGAUACGAAUCGUGUUAGAUGUUCUGUUGAGUUUUUAUCGAUGCGAAGACUACAGACUCACUCCCACACCUCUUUUAGUUACUCAGGCCUAUUUAGAGUUUGUUUUCUUUUCAUUUCUCAUAUUGUCUGUAAAUUCUGAAGAGAAAUUCGCCGAUUUUUACUCUUUGAUAGAUGAAGAGAAUAAUCAUAAAAGACAACUUUUUUAAUAGCUUCUUCUUUCUCUUUAUUCCCAUAUAUUUUCACUUUAUCUCCUCUGAACAAACAGGUAAGCAAACGCAACGCACCGAUAUAACGAAUUUCAACUUGUCACCGGUAACUCCCCCUAGCGACGAUGAAUUUAAAGAUAACGAAGCCAAUCUAGCCAAACCGAUAACGCCACCUUGGACGCCUACGCCAGAGACGUCGCCACUUUUGAAGAGGAAAGACGAGGAGGCACAUUCGAUUCGCGGUUUACAAUUAUCAGAAUACGUUUUGAAUGAGCACAAUUUCAUGCUUGAACCAGACUACGAUUAUCCUUUGGAUUCAAUGAAGUGCCAAGAUCCGCCUCUUGACUUAAAUCUACCGCAAUCCUCAUCUUUAAAUGAAAUAUCCGAAGCGUCUAGGGCGUCAACGGAAGAAAGUAGCGUCUCUGACGAAACUCGGCAAAUUUUAGCUAAUCCGCCUAAAUCCCUAUUGGAAACGCUACGAAUCCGACGGGAUGAAUUUGCAAAAAAAUCGAAAAAGGCGGAAAUAUGUGGUAACGAAAUCAAGAAACGGAGAUAUACUAAAAGCGUCAUGAUGUAUGAAGAAGCAAUAAAAGCUCACAGAACCGGUCGUCAUUUUGACCUUGAUGAACUUCCUACACCGCCCGGCUUCCCCUCUAUGCAGUUUGGCUUUAGUGAGAGUUCAAGCGAAGCAUCCAAUUCAAACCUUGCACCAUCAACAAGGAGUUUAUCACCCUUUGGUAGCUUGCAAUCGAAAUCGGACGAUGAACUCGACUUUCCAAUGCACGUCACUAGAAUAAAACGAAUACUGGAGAGAAGAAAAAAUGAAUAUGAAAACGCGGUACUUGAAGCUCUUGAAAGGGACGAAAUUGAGAAAUAUGAAAAGUUCAAUACUGCCUUACAUAAUAUUGAAGAUAUGUUGAAAAAUUUAAAUAUAACUGGAAGAGUGGAACGUUUCCGUAUUCCUCCUCCGCCUAACGCAAAGACAUUACCGGCUGUUAGUUUCGAUUCUGGCAUAAUGGACGCUGAAAAUAGGGAAGAAAAAUUUCAUAAAAUUGAAGCAGAACUCAAAGAUCAAAUAAAAUUCUGCGACGAAAAUCAGGAAAAGUGUUUUGAAUAUGGUCAUACAAGUUUGGCCGAUAAGUUCAAAGACUGGGGAAAGAAGACAAGGAGAGAAUUGAGUUCAUUAAAAAGAGCUUUCAGAAAUGAUGACAAACUCCCUGAAUUUCUGAAAGAAAGCCGGAGCUUUAGCUAUGCCAAGUCAUUUCCUCACCUGGAAAGCGAUGAACUAGAAAUUUUGGCUAUUCGCGCUCACAAUCUUCCAAUACCGGACGGUUUUACUGCUCAGAGCUUGGUAACGCUCCUAAAGUACGAAUUUGCUCAUCCCAAAGAUAAUCCUCAAUCAGGAGAUUUGAGCAGCCCGGUAAAAGGAACUUCUUAUCCUGAAUAUCGAGCUACAAAAAAUCUAAAAAUCGUUAGAAAGUCAUCGUCUUUACCAAGGCUUUACGAGCUGUCCCUGAGGAUUGACUUACUAUAUAAACGAGGAUUUAUGAAGAGCGAUAAAGUACUUGGUUCGACUUUUCUCAAGUUAGACUCACUAAAGGCUCAUUGUGAAUGCCAAAAGGCCUAUGACCUUUAUCAAGGGCAGAAAAAAGUCGGAGGCCAGUUGGAGGCAAGAUUAAGAGUGAGAAAACCCUUGAACGGAAACGUUGAAGAAUUAGAAUUCAACAGAGAAUGGCUAUCAAUGAUAUCUUUCGACGAUAGUAGCAGUAGCACAAGUGGAGAUAAUCAUAAGAAAUAUGCAAAAAAUCGGUAAUGCAACAAAUUUACACUUGAAUAAGCAUCUUACCUAAACUGCACACGUUUCGCCCACUAGAUGGAGACAAUUCAUUUUACCUAUCUCCCUUGUUUGCGUCUAGUUUGUCCCAAAUGGUUAGGCGAUCCGUUUUUUCCAUACGUCUUUUAGCGUGACGCAGUUGAAAGAGACGUCGUAGGUUUUUCUUUUUUUUUUUUAUCAACAAAGACGCUUAAGCAAUUAUUCAUAGCAUAUUUGAUUGAGCAAGAAAUUCGGUUAGUAAACUCGUGUCAGUUGCUGGAGAGAUCUUUUUAAGAAUUUUCUAUAAUCUUCAAGGGAAUUUGUCAGGAUAAAAUAAGCGAAUAAACCAAGGAUGGCUAGAUUUUGGUCAUUUAUUUCAUUUUUUUUAAACCAAUAAGGAAAAAGUUGACUAAAAUAAGGAAAGAAAUAUAAAUAAUAUAUUAUAUUUAUUAUCGCGCAUGCGUAGAGAUAAGGGAUUAGUUGAAAAAUGUUUUUUUUUAUUUUUUUGUACUAGUUACAAGAGAUAAGAGAGGAGAGAGAGAGAGAGGACUAGAGAGGGGAAGGGGUUAGAAAGAGAAAGAGACAGAGGAAGAGGGAAGAAGAUAGGUUUAUUUAUAUUAAUAUAACUAACGAUUAAUGAAAUAUUUAUGGAUACAGAUAAAUAUGCGUAAGAUAAACGGGUAACAAAAAGAAUACCGCCCCUUUAAUGUUAACCAUUGAAGUAAAUAUAACGUACAUAAGCUACAUAUAAUUUGUUAUUGUUUGUUUUUAUACAGCCAGAGUGUUUUGUAAAGACUUUACGCUAAGCCCACCCAAUAUUCUUCAAUAUAGGUUUUAUUUCAUUGAUAGUUCUAUAUACAGUAUAUAUGCGCGUAUAUACUGUAUAUUUAUAUAUUUUGAAAAUGCACUAUUUGCUAUAUGGAUAACAUGAAUUAAUCAUAGUCUGAACAGUUUGCAGUAUGAAAAGCAUAUUGCACUAACAUUGUUUGCCUAAAGCAUUAGACUGUGCCAAAUGUAAUCAAAUCCGCCAAUAUUUUCGCGCCAAUAUACUUAAUCCAAUAACUUCACCCAAAAUAUUCUUUGCCCCUGCAGACCCGAAAAACUGGUAACGCCCUCUGCAAUACAUUCCCUGCAAGUGCUCAAAUUUGAACGAGAACUGGUCUGCGCCCAGUUAAGUAGAAGAAAUUCCUUAACUGCUGCUCAAUUAGCGAAAUUAAGAAGGAAACACGAAAAACUGGGAGAGUUGAGUGAGAAAACUCAUAAUAAUUUGAAAAAGGGUGGAAUUCCUGCAUUAGAGACUUAUGUUGAAAAUGUUAGGGAGUUGUGCGAUUCUUAUAGCGUUGAGAUAAAAUCCUUGAAGAAGGCGGGUGAAAAAGAGUCUUCGAAAAUCUUAGCAAAAAAGAAGGAACUUGCAGAACAUGAAAUUAAACGCAUUACUGAAAGGUUGAAUAAAUUGAAAAAGUAGGAUUCUCUUCUUUUUUCUUUCCUUUUCUCAAUCAAUGCAUCUCUUCUAUCAAGUUGGAAACAUUUUCAGACCAUUCUUCAUAAUAUUUUCAUUUUCCUAUAGAUUUAGCUUCAGAAUAUAAAAAACAAAAAUUAAAUAUACUUGUAUACAUUCCCUCCUCACCCCUCUCCUAAGGAGAAUAUACUAUAAUACAAAUGCUCGCUUUUGUACUUCCGGUACAAAUUAUAUAUUCUAUUCGUAUAUUAGUAUAUCCCUAUGUAUACAAGUAUAUCUUAAUAUAUUUCGAGUAUUGUUUUUUCCUUUUUUGUAUAUUGCGUAUUAUUAAUAAGAUACAUAGUGUAAAAAAAACAAACAAACAAACAAACAAACAAAAUAACCCAACAACUAUCUGCAAUACUGCUUUACGGUGCUGUAGUAAUGUUAUAUACUACGAUUGUACCUUAUUCUUAUAUAUGCAUAUACAAUUUCCUGUAUAAAAUAUUAUUUAUGAUUACGUAUACGGUCAUUUACUAUGUUUCGUAUACUUUGUUCUGCUAAAUAUAAUACUGUAAAGAAAGAAUGAGAAAAACUGCAAAGAAAGAAAGAUAGUGAACGGUAUAGCGAAUGAGAGAGAAAGAGAGAGAGUGAGAAUGAGAGAAUGAGAGAGUGAAAGAGACAGAAAGACAGGCAGACAAACAGAAAAGAAAGAAGGAAGAAAAAAGUAGAGAGCAGUAUAUAAAUAAUGUUGCUGGUGAUGACGAUGAUGAUAAUAUUGAAAGGAAUUUUUUUCGGUCAGCUCCCUUGAGAAAGUAUGUACUGCACAUUUUGAAUUCUUUUUUCACUGUUGUUGUUUUUU
Molecule: messenger RNA, 4656 nt
Organism: Dimorphilus gyrociliatus
Lineage: Eukaryota; Metazoa; Annelida; Polychaeta; Dinophilidae
Source: the annotation of a GenBank genome assembly